Messenger RNA from Mucor velutinosus, 1581 nucleotides. RefSeq lists its product as uncharacterized. Gene Ontology annotation, molecular function: IMP dehydrogenase activity. Gene Ontology annotation, biological process: GTP biosynthetic process. The record is from RefSeq and is a predicted model, not a curated record. NCBI's taxonomy places the organism in Eukaryota, Fungi, Mucoromycota, Mucoromycetes, Mucorales, Mucoraceae. Gene Ontology annotation, cellular component: cytoplasm. The transcript is spliced from 3 exons. Bases 1 to 1581 code for a protein of 526 amino acids.
AUGUCAGCCUUGGAUUGUUCAAAAGCCAGCCAAUAUCUAUCUGAAUACGAGCACCGAGAUGGUUUGGCUAUUGAGGCGCUGAUGGACGAGCAAUUGAGUGGUGGUUUGACCUACAAUGAUUUUCUGAUCCUUCCUGGCUUCAUUGAUUUCGAUGCUAGCAAAGCCUCUCUCGACUCCAAGAUCACAAAGAACAUUACACUCAAAACCCCAUUCCUAUCUUCUCCCAUGGACACUGUCACUGAAACUGACAUGGCCAUCUCCAUGGCUUUGCUGGGUGGCAUUGGUAUCAUUCACCACAACUGUGAUGCCAAAACGCAAGCCGACAUGGUCCGCAAAGUCAAGACCUUCGAGAAUGGCUUCAUUGUUGAUCCCGUUGUUCUCUCUCCCACCAACACGGUCGCUGAGGUCAAGCACAUCAAGGAAGAGAGAGGAUUUUGCGGUAUUCCCAUCACAGAAAACGGACACAUGAAUGGCAAAUUGGUGGGUAUCGUCACUGCUCGUGAUAUCCAGUUCCAUAAAGAUGAUCAGUCCUUGCUCAAGGAUGUGAUGAGCACGGAUUUAGUCGUUGCCAAGAAGGGUGUUACUCUUCAAAAGGCCAACGAAAUCCUUCGUUCUUCCAAGAAGGGCAAAUUACCCAUUGUUGACCAAGAAGGCCGUCUCGUGUCUCUGUUGUCUCGCUCUGACCUUCUCAAGAACCUUCACUUCCCAUUAGCCUCCAAGUCUAUUGAUUCAAAGCAGCUCCUGGUGGGCGCUGCUAUUGGUACGCGCCCUGAUGACAAGGAUCGUCUUGCUUUGUUGGUGGACGCUGGUCUCGAUGUCAUUGUACUGGACUCUUCUCAAGGUAACUCCAUCUACCAACUCGACAUGGUUCACCACAUCAAGGAAAAGUACCCCAAGCUGCAAGUCAUUGCUGGCAACGUGGUGACCCGUGAGCAAGCUGCCAACUUGAUCGAAGCUGGUGCUGAUGGUAUUCGUAUUGGUAUGGGCUCAGGUUCUAUUUGUAUCACUCAAGAAGUCAUGGCUUGUGGUCGUCCUCAAGCUACUGCUGUCUACCGUGUCUCUGAAUUCUGUCGUCGCUUCGGCGUCCCUACAAUUGCGGAUGGUGGUAUUGGCAAUGUGGGCCAUAUUGUCAAGGCUUUGGCUCUGGGUGCCAGUGCUGUCAUGAUGGGUGGUCUUCUCGCAGGUACCACUGAAACACCUGGUGAUUACUUUUACCAUGAAGGCCAACGUCUCAAGCGUUACCGUGGUAUGGGAUCCAUUGAUGCCAUGAACAACAGGUCUGGUGGUAAGGAUGGCAAUGCUGCUACCAAGCGCUACUUUUCUGAGGGUGAUGCUGUCAAGGUCGCUCAAGGUGUAGUAGGCAACGUGCUUGAUAAGGGCUCUGUCCGCAAGUAUGCUUCCUACCUUAUCACUGGUGUCCAACACUCUCUUCAAGAUAUUGGUUGUCAAUCUGUCACUCAAUUCCAUGAGGAUGUAUAUGCUGGUAAGGUUCGCUUUGAAAAGAGAACUGCCGCUGCUCAAAUGGAAGGUGGUGUUCACGGUCUUCAUUCAUUUGAAAAGAAGCUCUUCACAUCUGCUUAA